UCGAUAUGCUUUGCCGAGCCGACCGCUAUAAUCACAUGAACCGACUUCGGUCGCGUGUGUGCAGUCGUGUGUAGGUCACCCAUACAUUACGCUGGUUGAAGCGUAGUAUAGUCCUGCUCAUUCCUACCACUGUUGGUAGACGGGCAGGUUCAGCUGGAAAAGAAACGUUCUGUGAAACUCGCGCCGAUUUCGCCGCGACCUUGUUCGAUGUGACUGUUCGCCACCUGCAAUACGGACUGACUGCCAGUGAGUUCCCGUGCGGAGGGCACUACCGUGUCAUUUGUGUCCGUCUCUUACAGGGUAAUCGGGUGUUUUGAAAACGGGAAAAAUCUUCACGGGAAAGAAGAAGCACGUUGCGCUUCUAUCUGGACCCUAGCAUGCAUACACUCCUGGAGGCGAGACGAUGAUAACGAGCGAUGACCUGAACUGGAAAUUGACCUUUGCCUAAAUGAACGUGACGUUUCUUGCAACGCUCGACCGGAUUGUUCCGCUUCGUCGCGUAAGUGAUUGACGCCCAUAAACCGCAUUCUUGAAGUCGCACGGUCUGAGGCAGUGCGGGAUAGCUCGGGAGUGGACCAGACAUGAGCGGGUCCUACGAGUUGCAUCAGCCGACGUCUCACGCCACAUCUCCGCCGCUCAUCCCUGAGGAGUCACCGCCAUUCUCGAGGGUAACGGGCGGAUCCCCGACAGCGAACGGUGACGGUCCAGUGGGGCCCACCUCUAUGACGAAGACGGGCUGGGUGCGGACCAGCGCCAGCAUGAACCCAAACCUGUACGCCACCAAGAAGACCUUGGCGCAGGGCAUGCUCGACGUGGCCCUGCUCUCGGUCAACGCCACCCAACUCAAGACCAUCAUACAGCGUGGGGACGAACACGACUUCUACACCGUGCUCGUGGUUCUCAUCAGCCUGUCUAUCGCCCUGCAGAUUCUGGUGGGCAUGGUCUUCCUGGUGCUGGGCUUCGUCAACCUCAACAAGGACAAGAACCACCGGAUGGCCGAGAUCCUCAACAACGUGGCCACCGCGGCCGUCUUCGCCGUCACGGUGCUUAACAUCCUGACGGCCUCCUUCGACAGCCGCAGCGACGACGGCACCAACUUCCAGCGACGGCCAAGCCAGGCGCAGCCUUUGGUUCCGUGAUGAACUUGUCGCUUUCCUUGGCUUUGUGCGCGCUGGAGGGAGACGCGUUUUAUGCUGGCGACGUUGCUGGUUUCCAGAUAGGUUAAAGGGGGGCUGUCGUGGUAUUUUAGUUUGUUAAUCUGUUGUAUUAAAAAUGAAGGUCUGGAACAUCUAAACCUAGGGAAAAUGUUCGCAAGCCUCACGCGGCUCUAAAUGAUUUGAUGGAAUACUUUUUCUACUGACAGUUUGGUAUGGUUUUGUACUUUAUGGUGAUUUCAUGACUGGGAGGUGGUCACGUUGGACCAAGACAUUGCAACGCUUUGACACUCGCUGCGGCUUGCACGGUCGUCUGGUAUGGCACAACAUGGCCUACAGAAUUGGAGGUGACUGCGAAAGCCACAGCGAGUGUCAAAGCCUCACACUGUCCUGCUCCUACGUGAGCACGCUCUGUCAUGACGUCAUGACACAGUAACUUCAUGGAAACCGAAACCGAAAUUGGCUGUAGAAAAUGUAUUAAAAUAAAAUAUUUAAGACGCGCUAUGUGAUGCCAGUAUUUUUGUCAUGGCGUUUGUAGGUCUGAGAUUUUCAUUUAACGCAAUAAAUUAACAACAUGUCAUGUAAGUA
This is a messenger RNA of Dermacentor albipictus, 1742 nucleotides long. Its product is annotated as ninjurin-1-like. Gene Ontology annotation, biological process: tissue regeneration; cell adhesion. The record is from RefSeq and is a predicted model, not a curated record. Gene Ontology annotation, cellular component: membrane. NCBI's taxonomy places the organism in Eukaryota, Metazoa, Arthropoda, Arachnida, Ixodida, Ixodidae.